Messenger RNA from Adineta ricciae, 317 nucleotides. The record is from the annotation of a GenBank genome assembly. Lineage: Eukaryota; Metazoa; Rotifera; Eurotatoria; Adinetida; Adinetidae.
AAUUAUCAGACCAGACUGCGGCAAAUGCACCAGAAUAUAAAGUAAAACGACUACCAUUCGUACCUUUUAUAGUCAGUGCAUUAGCCGCAGUCUGGUCUGAUAAUUUACAAUUACAAGUAGUUGGAUAUCGUUCUAAUACAAUCAUUGCCAAUAAUAUUUACAUACUUCAAGUCUUUAAUGUUUUAUAUAUAACAUUUGACGGAUAUUCCGGACUAGACUCAGUUGUGUUUUCAACAUCGGCCGGAACACACAAUUUAGAUGUAGUGGGUAGUGGUAGACACUUUGGAAUGGAUAAUCUUUGCUUAACUUUUCCAUAA